Messenger RNA from Cladophialophora yegresii CBS 114405, 1266 nucleotides. RefSeq lists its product as uncharacterized. The coding region runs from base 1 to 1266 and encodes 421 amino acids. The transcript has a single exon. Gene Ontology annotation, molecular function: tRNA 2'-phosphotransferase activity. The record is from RefSeq and is a predicted model, not a curated record. NCBI's taxonomy places the organism in Eukaryota, Fungi, Ascomycota, Eurotiomycetes, Chaetothyriales, Herpotrichiellaceae. Gene Ontology annotation, biological process: tRNA splicing, via endonucleolytic cleavage and ligation.
AUGCCUCGCGGUGGCAGAGGCGGCCACGGCGGCCCGCAACCACGCUCCGUCCUCGUCUCCAAGGCCCUAUCUCGCCUCCUCCGUCACGCUGCCGUGGAGGAGCGGAUCCCCAUCGACAACCACGGCUAUGUGCGCGUGGAUCAUCUUCUGGCUUGGCACAGAUUGCGCAGCAUGAAACCCCCUGUCAGUUUUGCGGAGGUCGUCGAAGUCGUUCAAGAGAACGAGAAGAAGAGGUUUGCGUUGAGGUUUGUCGGUCCUGUCACAAAGGAUGAGGUGGUGCCGCCGUCGCCGCCGCCUGGCGAUGCAAACGAGCAAGGACGCGACGGCGAACCCGAACCAGAAACCGAAGGACAAGUUGAAACCACAACUCAGCACGCCAUUUCGCGGUUUGAAGCCACGCCCCUCUCAGACCUGGAUCUAUCGCGGUUCUUCAUCCGCGCGACGCAAGGACACAGCAUGAAGACCAUCGAGGCGGAGGGCCUCCUCACGCCCAUAUCGCUCGACGACCCCGCCAGUGUUCCCGACACGGUCGUCCAUGGCACCUUCUACGGCGCGUGGGAGGAGAUUUUGCGGAGCGGGGGCCUGAAGAGCAUGAGACGGAACCACGUCCACUUCGCGAGCGGGCCAAGUCUGCAGGAGGUUUGGCCCGAAGCGGCAGUCCCCGUAUCGUCCGUAUCGGACGCCGCUCUUGGUGAAGACGGCAGCAGAGCUCCUCGGGCUAAUGGUGACGACGGUGUCAACGAUAGCACCAGUCAUCAAGAUCACGGCAUCAACAGCAGCAGCGACAGCAAUAAAGACAACACUCAACCUCCUAACCAGCACCAAAACAAUCACACUUCCAAUCACGGUCACAGUCACAAAAAUCUACCCGACCUACUAGGCAAGAACAAAGUAAUCUCCGGCAUGCGCCACGACGCCCAGAUCCUGAUCUACAUCGACAUCCGCCGCGCGUUGACCGACGAGCAAGAAAUGAAAUGGUGGCGGAGCGAGAACGGGGUCAUCCUCACAGAUGGGAUUGGGAUAGCCUCUGCCUCAUCUACCGGAAGUGAAGCGGCAGGGGUCGCCGCAGAGAAGAUCGUGCCGACGAAAUACUUCCUCGCGGCCGUAGAAGUCAAGGAAGGGGUCGGCUUGCUUUAUAGCCACGGUGGGGGAGUUGUCAAGGAAUUGCCAGAGAGGUUGAAGAGUAGGGGUCCGCCACGGGGGAAGGGCGGCGGGCCGAGAGGUGCAAGAGGAAGAGGGAGGGGGAGGGGAGCGGACCGGGGCUGA